AUGGAAUAUCUACCCAGUCUUCAACAGGAGUUUGAUGAGCUCAAGCCGUCUCUCUUCGAAUUACUCGCAGAACAGCAACUCUCUGAUCUCCUCCCUCCAUCACUCCGAUAUCUCCUCGCAGUCGCCACACAUCGCCAUCCGCGCUAUCUGUUACGGAUACUCAACUCCUACGACGAGGUCUAUGCGCUCCUCUCCCUCAUCGUCGAACGAUACUACCUCCGCAACUUUGGCGGCUCAUUCACCGAGAACUUCUACUCUCUGAAACGAGAACGCGUCUUACGGACCAAGAAUGGCGAGAUUCCUCGGGCGCAACUCGGCGCCCCUGGCCCCGUGCGCGAGUCGCUCAAGCUGCGCUCGUCGGACGUGUGGAAGAACCUCCUCGUCAUGGUCGGCAUCCCCUACCUCAAGCGUAAGCUGGAUGAGGGCUACGAUAUCCACGCCGCGCCGCAGGCGUCGCUAAUCAUGAGCGGCGGGCCGCGAUAUAACCCCAGCGACGACCUCCCUCCCAACCCAACGAUCCGCCAGCGCCUGAUGCACUACUACAAAUGGUUCCUGCGGAACGUCUACCCCUCCGUCAACGCAGCCUACUACUUCUCCGUCCUCGCCUUCAACCUGGCUUACCUUUUCGACAAUACGAAAUACUCCUCCCCGUUCCUUUGGCUUAUCGGCACGCGCAUCCGUCGGCUAGGCGCCGCAGACCACCGCGCGAUCGCCGCGAUGCUGGACGCCAAACCCAGCACUGGCGCUGCGGCCGCUCGCUCCCGCCCUGGCUCCGGCUUGCUAGGCCUCCUUAGCCCACAGAACCUCUACCCACAGCUCCUCACCUCGCUCCGCUACUUCCUCCCCGCUUCGAUCUUCGCUCUCAAGUUCCUCGAAUGGUGGCACGCAAGCGAUUUCUCACGGCAACUGGCCCGCAAGGCAACGGAGGUGCUCGAUUUGCCCGCGCCCGUGGUCAAGGGGAUGGUCCCGCCAUCUGAGCGGACCAAGAAAGCAGAACCAGCAACGAGCAAAGAUAAGGAUCUCAAGCCCGCGCUCAAGACCCGUCGGCGCAUGCAGCCGCCCGUCUCGGCGACUUCGUACCUUCCCAUCUUCACGGUCCCGCUUCCGCCUGCGAGCUCGGACAGCGCGUCUACGUGUCCCGUCUGUCUGAACACGCUGACGAACCCGACGGCGUGUCAGACGGGCUAUGUGUUUUGCUAUGUGUGCAUCUUCCACUGGCUGAAUGGGGAACACCAGCGACAGCAGGAUUUCAUGAAUGGUGAGAGCGGAGGCGCGGCGUGGGAGGACGAGAACACAGACGAGGAAGAGGAGAAGGGCAAGGAGGGCGCCGAGGAGAAGAAGAUUAGUCGGCAAGGCAAGUGGGAAAGUGGUAAGGGCAGAUGUCCAGUCACGGGGAGGAGAGUUCUGGGGGGAACGGAAGGGUUGAGACGGGUUCUUAUUUAA
Aspergillus clavatus NRRL 1 is the source of this 1443-nucleotide messenger RNA. RefSeq names its product ubiquitin-protein ligase peroxin 12 (gene pex12). The coding region runs from base 1 to 1443 and encodes 480 amino acids. NCBI's taxonomy places the organism in Eukaryota, Fungi, Ascomycota, Eurotiomycetes, Eurotiales, Aspergillaceae. Gene Ontology annotation, biological process: protein monoubiquitination; protein import into peroxisome matrix. The record is from RefSeq and is a predicted model, not a curated record. Gene Ontology annotation, cellular component: peroxisomal membrane; peroxisomal importomer complex. Gene Ontology annotation, molecular function: protein binding; zinc ion binding; ubiquitin-protein transferase activity. The transcript is spliced from 2 exons.